AUGGAUACGCUGCAGUACGAUGAGGAUAUUUCCGCCAAUGGCUACUACCAGCGGUUACUAAGCGACCACCACAGCAUCCUGGAGACGGCCGCCGUCGAGGGUUGGAUCGUGUGCGUACCGCGCGUCGGUUCCUUCAGCGACCAGUGCCUGCAGGAUCAGGAGUUUGCCCUGGCGCACGUCCUCGUGCCGAACGAGGAGCUUCCGGAGACGCACUUCUUCAACCUGAACUUCCUGCAGCUGAAGCUGGCCGAGCGGGCGCUCGUGUUCGGCGGCAUGCGCGUGCGCAUUCUGUUCGAGGAGAUAUUCUACCGCGACGGGCUGAAGUACAAGGUGUGGUGCAUCGAGCGGCCCCUGCACGACAUGAAGAAGUACGGCACGUACGCGGAGGACGAUCUGUCGCUCGGGCGGUUCCUCGGCAUCGGUAGUCUCACCGAGGCGGUCGAGUUUAUUCGCACGGCGGCGAAAAAGAAGGACAUCUUCGGCCGGAUGGACGCGAGGGUGCAGCAGUUCGUGCGGGCGAACGGCGACUUCGGCCGGUGGCAGUUCGAGGAGCAGAAGGCCCUGGUCAAGAUGGUGUACGUCGAGUGCUUGGAUUUGAUACUGCAGAACCGCAAGCUGAAGGACCGCUGCCAGCGCGAUAUGCUGCUGCGGCGCAACGUGAAGGUUGCCAUCGAGACGUACGUCAUGGACAAGCUGUACGAUCACGUGAAGAGCGUGAUCGACGUGUGCCGGAUGGAGCAAGCGGAGGGCUUCAACAAAACGCUACGCAACCUGGGCGAUGUGCACUGUACCGAGUUCGAGGUGGCCCAGCGGUUCGGCGAUCUGAUACCGCUGGCGAAGAAGGAGCUGGCCAAAAUCGACCAUGCGCGCACGGUGAUCGAUAAGAUCGGUUGCCUGCAGCGGGUGAUGGAUGUGCUGACGAAAGGGAAUGGCUCGUUGCAGGACACGGUCACCGUGGACGAUCUGGUGCCGUUGUUUAUUUUUCUCAUCCUAAAGUCGGGCCUCACGCACUGGAUGAUGACGAUCACGUUCCUGAAGGAGUUCCAGUUCAACAACGUGUUCCGCGAGCAGCACAUCGAGACGGGUCAGCAUGGUUUCCUCAUCGCGACACUCGAGGCGGCCAUCGUGUACGUCGGCUGUGGGAGUAUUACGCGAACUCAGCGGCUCGGUGUCAACCUGGACCCACGAGUACGCUCCUCACGGUCCACGGGCAGCUCGGAGGAGGACGAGGAAGAGGAGGACAGUCUGGCGGCAUGGGGGCAGUUUCGUAAUGCGGACGAUUUCCUCAACUACCUGCUCGCGCUGAUGCGCAAGGACGAGGAGACGCGCGUCGUGGAGCUGCUGCAGGAUAUCACCAACAAUCAGGCGCUGCUGUGCAACGUGCCGAACGAGGAGGCCGGUUACUACUACUAUCUUCCCUCGAUCGACGACCAGAACCAGCAGGGCCAGGCGGCGAUACACCUGGCGGCGAUCCUAGGCAACGCCAAGCUCCUGACGCUCAUCCUCUCCCUCCAGCCGAACGUGAACGCCGUCGACGCAAAGAACUGGACCGCGCUGCAUUACGCCGCAGCGAACGGUCAUCAGAAUCUGCUACUGCUGCUGCUGCACGCGGGGAUUAACAUUAACAGCACCAGCAACGAUCUACACACAUCGCUCCAUUUGGCGUGUCUUAAUGGCCACAGUGGAUGUGUGAAAGCGUUGCUGUACUUCUCCGAGCACAUGCGCAUCUACGUCGACGUGAACGCGGCCACCGAGCUGGGCCACACACCGCUGCACUACGCCGCCAAGUGGGGCUUCCUGGACAUCGUCGAAACGCUGGUCGAGUACUCGGCCCGGGUGGAGGUGGUCAACAAGCUGGGCGCCACGCCGUUACGCUACUCGCACAACGUUCGCAUUACGAAACUGCUGGUGGACGCGCUGAACGACCAGCGGCGCAUUGCCGCCGGACGUGGGCCCCGGUCGAACGGGCGCCCGACGACCGGGUAUCUGGUGGCAGAUGAGCUGCUCAGUUCCCAGCGCUACUCGGACCACGAUCUGCUCUCGGAGGAUGCCCGGGAAAAGCGCACAAUCGAGGAAAUGAAGCGCAUCGAGAAAGCACUGGAAGCCAUCGCCGCCCAGGACACCAAGCUGGCCUGCGUUUACCUUGGCAUCGAUGGCGGGAAGGACGGUCGGGUGGGUGACCUGCUACCGUCACCUCGUUCGGACUACGAGCAGGGAAAUGGUGAGAAACUCUGCCACCCGCUGUGCACCUGCAAUCGAUGCGUUCGGAAGUCGUCCGAGUUCUACAACCUGCUGCGGAAACCGUUUGGGUCGUCGGCCAAACCACCGGCGUCGGAACCCCCGAGGGCGCCGCGACUCCGGCUCAACCUGAACGCCGUCAACGGCGAAGGCUACACGGCCCUGCACGUGGCGGCCAUGCACGGCAACGUCGAGAUGGUCCGGGUGUUGCUGGACGAACACGUCAAUCCCACCAUUCGGCUGAAGUCCGGUGCGACCGCGCUCCAUCUGGCGACACGCGAGCGACGGUUGCGCAUCGUUCGUAUGCUGCUGGCCCGGUGUCCGACGGCCGACAUCGUCGACCUGAAGGACAGCCGGGGCGACACACCGCUGCACUACGCGGUCGAGCAGAACAAUUUGCAGCUGGUGCAGAUGCUGCUGGAGGCCCGGGCGGAUCGGAGCAUACGCAACCUGCAGGGCAAACGGCCGAUAGACAUAGCAAAGAAUAAUCUGUACUUUAAUGUGGUCAACCUGCUCGAACAGCAGUCGUAAGGGAAGAUGAAAGGCGCGCUGGGGACAUUUGUGUAAAUUGCAGUGUAAAUAUGGUUUUUUUUCAAUGCCCUGCUUUUCGUCGUAUAUGUAAAAAUAAAACAAAUUAAUUGUUA
Molecule: messenger RNA, 2882 nt
Organism: Anopheles coustani
Lineage: Eukaryota; Metazoa; Arthropoda; Insecta; Diptera; Culicidae
Product: ankyrin repeat domain-containing protein 27-like
Exons: 1
Coding region: 1-2769 (922 amino acids)
Biological process (GO): neuron projection morphogenesis; early endosome to late endosome transport
Cellular component (GO): transport vesicle; neuron projection; late endosome
Molecular function (GO): guanyl-nucleotide exchange factor activity; SNARE binding
Source: RefSeq, a predicted model, not a curated record